Messenger RNA from Syngnathus acus (greater pipefish), 7849 nucleotides. Its product is annotated as polycystic kidney disease protein 1-like 2. NCBI's taxonomy places the organism in Eukaryota, Metazoa, Chordata, Actinopteri, Syngnathiformes, Syngnathidae. The record is from RefSeq and is a predicted model, not a curated record. Gene Ontology annotation, cellular component: membrane. Gene Ontology annotation, molecular function: protein binding; calcium channel activity; calcium ion binding. The transcript is spliced from 41 exons. Bases 10 to 7467 code for a protein of 2485 amino acids. Gene Ontology annotation, biological process: detection of mechanical stimulus.
UGCACAAAGAUGGACCGUACUGCUUUUGCAGUCCUGUCUUUAUUUUUUGUCUUUCUCAGCUCGACUUGCUUUGCUACAGGUGAAUCAGAUUCUCUCUCCUGCUCUGAAUACCAAGAGAGUUUUGAUGGCUCCUGCUAUGAAUUUGUGGGUCUGCAGCGUCCUUUCCUCGGUGCGCAGAAAUGGUGUGAGAGAGGGGGAGGACAUCUCGUCUUCAUCUUGAACGAUAAGACUCAGAAGUUCCUUCAGAAGCACCUCGAUCCAAAGAAGGACUGGUGGAUCGGACUGGCGCCCGCUGCGCCAAACCUCACUCUGGACACUGCUGCCACACAAGUUUCUCUGGCAUGGCUUAAUGGCUCAGAUGUCAGCUACGCUAAUUGGAAGAAAGAGCCUGAUGCACAAGCAACCUGCGGACAUAUCCUCAAAAAGUCAGGCUACAAGUGGGAAGCGGCAGAGAAUUGCACUCGAGAGCUUAGCUUCAUCUGCCAGUUUGAGUACGGGAGAUCUUUUGCAUGUGAUGGCCAAAACGCCACAUUGCAGUGCGGCUCUGGGCAAGUUAUAGAAAUAAAAGAAAGCUUCUAUGGUCGAAAAACAAUUCAUUACUGCCGAACCAAACUCGCCACCACACCCUCAGCUCCUCUGGAGGAGUGCACUUGGACAGAUGUUGCAGACGCUGUGAAAGGCAGUUGCCAUGGACUGCAGGCCUGCCAAGCUCCAGCAGACGCCAAAUCUUACGGCGAUCCCUGUCCACUCUUAGGAAGUUACUUGUCUGUGGAAUACCGCUGCAACGAGGGACUCCACUUACUGAUGAGUAAGUUGGCAGCGGUGUUUGAUAAUGUCACUAUCAAUAUCAAGUGGCUCCUGCAAGCAUAUGAGGGGAACCUUACAUGCUCUCUGAAUGCUGGAGAUGGCUACACUAUUGAUCCCAUCACCCCAGAAGAAAAGGAAAGCACGGUGAUGCACACAUUCAAAACCCCUGGACUUUUCGUGGUCACGGUGGAGUGUUCCAGCAGCGACUGGCAUGUGUCAGCUCAAAAAUCCAUAAGCAUUCAGGAGCCAGUGGGUGCGUUUGGAGAUAUCAAGUGCUAUAGCACCAACAUGUCAGAGGGUGGCACUAACUGCAGCCUGCUCUACAGCGGAGGGCCUAUUGAUGUUUCCGUCACAGUGGAGACAGGUACAAAUGUUAGUUACAUCCUUCAGUAUAAGGAGCUUUUACUCGCAAACUCCUCGGCUGACCGAGGGACCGCAGGCCACAACAUAACAUUGAAAGCGAGUGCGGUGGAGCAGCUUGGACGUGGCUGUAACAACCUGACUUUAAGCGCUUCCAACAACGUCACCAGCCAAACAAUGUCCACCCAGUUUGAGCUGUGUCUGCUGGAGCCCGUGGAGGGGCUGCAGGGAUCAGUGAUAUCGGAGAAUGGCCAAUGUCCCAACUCCAGUGACCUCAUUAUUGGGGUCUCGCUGGAACGCGGAGCUCCUGUGCAGCUUCUCUUUACACUGACUACCAAUGAGGUCACUCACUCUGAGAGCAGAGACAUACUCAAUGGAAGCUUACAAACAUACACCUUUGGCAAGCCACUUGAAGGAUCAUUUCAAUUGAACGUGCAAGCUGUAAAUGCUUUCUCGAGCUCUGAUAUUAACGUGAGCCUGGAAAGCAUAAUGCUGGCAUGCAAAAAGUACUCUGACUCUCAAAACAAGACUACUGGCGAGUCUUAUGAUUUGAAAGUAAUUUCCACUCCAGAAUCUGUUGUUGACUACACUCAGAAUAUCACCCUCAGCGUUAAUGGAAGUGUGUCAUUGCCCAGCAAAGGACUUGACUUUAAGUGGAAAUGUAGAGGGGAUUGCAAGUGCAGCGACCAAACAAAUAACACAACUCAUGUGAUUGACAAACGGUGCCUUCCAAAUCCAUUUGAGAUGUCUGUCUAUACUGUAACUGUGAAGAAAACAGCCUGGUUUAGAGAAUGGGCCCAACUAGCUUCGGCUUUCAAGUGCAUCUCUGUUGUUCCAGCUGAAUUUAAAAAUGUCUCCAUUAGUUGUGAUAAUUGCACUUCCAUUAAUGUGAACAACCCUGUAAAGCUGAGACUUAGUUGUGUGGCAACUUGCCCAGACGUGGACUGGUACACAGAGGAUCCAAAACCACUGAUGGAUGAUCUUGAAACCUGUUAUUCACACGAAGGAAGAAGGCCGCUGACGAAAAAGCAAGAAGGCAACUUGGAGUUUCUUGUAAACAACCAACAGCUCAAGUAUUCGAGGGACAACUUACUUAACAUUACUGUGAUUGCUCAAGGAAAAUCGGAGCAAGGUUAUGCCAGGUACACCCUACCCAUACCGGAUCCAGAACCAGAACCAACUCAAGCCCCUACAGACCCAACAUGCAGCAUCGUUCCACUCUCAGGCACUGUGCUUGACUCGUUCGAUAUCACCUGCCAAGCUAGUUCUUUCUGUUCUUCGGGUUGCCUUUAUUGCUUCAAGACAGACACAGGCAAACAUCUGCGUUGCAGUAAUAAAGAAUUUGUGAAAUCUAUCUUAUUGCCUGCUGGAGACGAAAAGAACAAUUACAAUUUGUCUAUUGUGGUGACUGUGAAAAAUGAAUCCACGGAAGUUACCACGGUUGUCCACGCUCAGGUUCGGGAGAACAACUCCAGUGCUUCCGUGGACACUCUCCAGUCAGUUCUAGAAGAUACCGUCUCCCAGUUGGAGCAAGAUGGUCUUCUCUCUGGUGAGGCCCUUGGCCAAAUCGUCACCUCCGUAGCUGACAUGCUCAAUACCGAGGCUGAUGAAGAUCAGAAGGACGCAAGGACAAAGCUCAGAGAGCAGAUGCUGACCAAAAUGACGACAGUUCUGCUGGACUCCCCGUCAAGCACUAAUCAUGAGGUGCAGGUGACAGCCAGAGCCGUAGCCGGACUCACACAGCGUUCAGAUGAGCUGAGUCCAGCUGCCCAGGAAGAAGCAAGUUCACUCUUGGUUGACCUAAGCUCUUCCCUCAACAUUAUCAGCGUUAAUCAGAAUGGAAGUGCGGAUGAUUUAGAAGUUAUGGAUGGAGCCACACCAAUUGUCCAAGCGGCCAGUAAUAUUUUGAAUGCUUCGUCAAAUGAAAAGGUUUCCCAUUCCCUACUGACUGGGAUGAGCAAUGUACAGAAUGCCUUGUUGAAUCAUAAAAAAUUGAAUGGAGAUCCGAUCAUCAUUGACUCCAAUCAGAUCAGUGUGUAUGUAAACAGAGUGUCUCCAGAAAGUAUGCAGAUGCAAGAUAUAAACAUCCAGAGGAGCAGUGCUUCUAGAUUUUCCUUUCCGACUCUGCCUUCUGAUGUUUUCUCACCAGAUGAGCCUGUGGAUGUCAGAAUGAUGAGUUUCGAAAAGAACCCGUAUUCUUGGAAUGGUGGAAACAUUUCGGGAACGGUGGGAUCCGUGUCUCUCACGACAACCAACGGAACUGUUAUCCCUGUUAAUAAUUUGCCUGAAGAGAUUGAGAUUCUCCUGCCCAGGCCAGACGUUGGGCAGGAGAACAGUACAGUUUUGGACCUGGCCAAUUUCAGCACAUUAAUAAUUGACGUUCCCUCGCCUGAUGUUACGCUGGUGCUGAAGAUGGAGCCCUCUGAAAACAUUACCUUUGUCAUACUUUUGGGGUACAAGAAUUAUCCGACAAAUGACGAUUAUGUGGCCAAAACUCAGAUGCCUCUAGAGAAUGUAAAAGAAGAGGAAAAAUAUACCUGGGUCCUCAGUCCUCAAGACAGAACCGGAGAUGCCGGCGUGCACUUCCUAGUCUUGAAGCCCAAAGUCGAGCCCGGCGUCAAAUCUGUUAAUGCCACAGUCAGAAUUGUAACUAUUGCUGCCCAAUGCAAGUACUGGGAUGAAGAAGAGUCAUCUUGGAGCGAAGACGGUUGCAGGGUUGGCCCACUCACUACACCUUUUCUCACUCAGUGUCUGUGUAAUCACUUGACUUUCUUCGGCAGCUCUUUCUUUGUCAUGCCAAACUUAGUGGACGUGUCACGCACCGCAGAGCUCUUUGCCACUUUCUUUAAUAAUCCCGUGGUUGUGAGUUUUGUGGCGGCCAUUUUCGGUGCUUAUCUUCUGGUGGUCGUAUGGGCGCGUAGAAAAGACAUUCAGGAUACAGCUAAGGUGAAGGUAACAGUGCUUGAAGAUAACGACCCACUGGCAGAAUACUGUUACAUGCUGACAGUUGGCACAGGGCAUCGCCAUGGUGCAUCCACGUCCUCGCAGGUGACCAUAACCCUGCUGGGAACAGAGGGGGAAAGCGAGCCCCACCACCUGACUGAUUUGGAGAAACCUCUGUUCGAAAGGGGUGCAGAGGAUGUAUUUCUCUUGACUACGCACUUUUCACUUGGAGAGCUGCAAAGCAUCAGGCUGUGGCACGACAACUCGGGCACACACCCUGCAUGGUAUGUCAACAAAGUGAUGGUGCAAGAUCUGGAGAGUGGCCAAAAGUGGCACUUUCUCUGUAACUCCUGGCUUGCUGUCGACGUGGGAGAAUGCACCCUCGACAAGGUCUUCCCAGUGGCCACUGAGGAGGAUCUGAAGAGAUUUAGCAAUCUUUUUUUCAUGAAGACAGCCAAGGAUUUCCGCGAUGGACACAUCUGGUUCUCCGUCAUCAGUCGCCCUCCGUGCAGCACCUUCACUCGUGUGCAGCGAGUGUCCUGCUGCUUUUCCUUGCUGCUCUGCACCAUGUUGACUAGCAUCAUGUUUUGGGGCAUCCCCACGGAUCCCUCAGAGCAGACCAUGGACCUUGGUCACAUAGAAUUCACCUGGCAACAGGUCAUGAUCGGUAUUCAAAGUUCCAUCAUCAUGUUUCCUAUCAAUCUCCUCAUUGUGAGCAUCUUCAGAAACACUCGUCCACGGGAAAAAGCUCCCAAAUCGGACAAGACCAAGCAGGGGAAGACGGUUCGAGUAUCUCCCUCGCAGGCGUCUUCCCCUCAGAAAGUGCAGAAGGAGAUCACACCAGACACAGUGCUGAAGGACAUAAAAAGAAUGGCCCAGUCACUGUCAAAGGCCAUGAAGAGUCCCCUGCCUCAUUUGGAGCUCCGGCCUGGUCAACAGACUGAUAUCAACACCCUUUUGUCUCUGGUGGAAGACAUCAUCAGACAGCAAAACCGAACUUCCUCUGACUUUUACACAGACACUGCCAAAAGAGAACGCUCUAUCCUCAGUCUUGGGGCAGUCGAUCUUCAAGAAAAGACUGUUUGGGGCAGUCCGGAGAAGACCUCAGAUGAGGUUCAGAAGAAGAGCAACAACAGCCGGUACCUAUACAGGCAGCUGCGUCACGUUGAAAACAAGCUGGGUUUCCUGGGAUCUUCUCGAUUCCAAAACCCAGACAGCUACAAUAAAGCCAUGCAGCAAGUUCAAGGGAUGAAGAAUCUGCUGGAGUUCCACCUGCCGUCACACAGCCUCGAUGGGGAGCAAUCGGAGCGUAGUCCCAGUCCAGAAGAGAGUGCCAACAAGGGCGAUGGCAAGAAAUGCUGUCAAGGGGGGCUGCCGUGGUGGUUUGUCUUUGUGGGCUGGAUAUUGGUGAUUGCAACCAGCGGUGUGUCUGGAUACUUCACCAUGAUGUACGGGCUGACCUAUGGCAAAGAUCGUUCUAUAAGCUGGCUGAUCUCCAUGGUGGUGUCCUUCUUUGAAAGUUUGUUCAUAACGCAACCUCUUAAGGUUCUUGGCUUUGCUGCUUUCUUCGCUCUUGUUCUGAAGAAGGUGGAUCAGGAAGAAUACGGAGAGCCUCAGCUUGACGAGAGCCUUAAGAAUUCUGAUGAUCCUGAUGGGGUGCGAGCAGCACGGAGAGACAGCACAUGCAGUUUCUACCAGCCGCCGCCUCCAACAGACAUAGAGAAGAUGAGGAACAACAUGAUCAAAGAGCAGAAAGUCUUUGCUCUCAUUAAGGAGAUUCUGGCCUACAUGGGAUUCAUGUGGAUGCUGCUUCUGGUGGCGUAUGGACAGAGGGAUCCCAAUGCUUACUUCCUGACCCAGCACAUUCGCCAGAGCUUUAGCAAAGGCAUCUCAGACACAAUGAGCAUCCAAGAUGUGUACAACUGGGCAAACACAACUCUGAUCAGCAACUUGUUCGGAGAGCAUCCAGGAUUCAUCACAGACGGAAACUCGAAGCUGGUUGGUAAUGCUCGGCUACGCCAACUGAGAGUUCAGAAAAACUCUUGCCGUGUGGCGCGUCGCAUGCAACAUGCAGUGCAUGACUGCCACUCUCUCUACUCAUGGGAGUCUGAAGACAUGGGUUCCUACGGUCCAGGCUGGAACAACUCUCAGGCCGAUAAUACCUCAAUUUACCUCCCUAGUCCCUGGAAGUACCAGUCCCAGGCAAAACUGAGAGCCUACCCCAUCUGGGGAAGCAUGGUACUCUACAGGGGAGGGGGCUUUGUGGUGGAUCUUGGACCCGACUUGCAAAACUCCAGCAGAUCUCUCCAGUAUCUAUACGAAAACCGCUGGUUUGAUGCGCACACCCAAGCGAUCCUUGUUGAGUUCACCGUGUACAACGCUAACGUCAACCUCUUCUGCAUUGUCGCACUCUUGCUCGAGACCACGGCUCUUGGAGCUUUCCAAUUCCGUAGUGAGCUCCAAAAUGUUCGUCUCUACCAAUCGACGGGGGGCCUCCACAUCUUUGUCAUGGCGUCUGAAGCCAUUUACUUCCUCUUCAUUCUGUAUUACAUGUUUGUUCAGGCAAAGCUGAUGAAGCAACAGAAAUGGGCCUAUUUCAAGAGUAAAUUGAAUCUGCUUGAGCUGGCGAUCAUACUUCUCAGUUGGAGCGCUCUGUCCGUUUUCAUCAAGAGAACUCUGCUGGGGAAGCGAGACAUGGAGUACUACCAGAAUCACAAAGACCAAUACGCCAGUUUCCAUCAGACGGCCAAGGCAGAUGCAGUGCUGGGCUAUCUGAUUGCCUUCCUGGUGCUGCUUGCAACAAUCAAACUGUGGCACCUCCUGAGACUCAACCCGAAGCUACACAUGAUCACAGCAACGCUCCAGCGAGCCUGGACUGAUAUCUCCGGCUUCCUGGUGGUCAUGACCAUCAUGUUUCUGGCCUACUCUAUUGCUUCCAACCUCAUGUAUGGGUGGAAGCUGUACUCUUAUCGCACUCUAUUUGAUGCUGCUCAGACUAUGGUCAGCCUGCAACUGGGCAUCUUCAACUAUGAUGAGAUUCUUAAUUACAACCCAAUCCUGGGCGCCUUCCUCAUCGGUUCCUGCAUCGUUUUCAUGACGUUUGUGGUGCUCAACCUCUUCAUCUCUGUCAUCCUUGUGGCGUUCAGUCAAGAACAAAUACACCACAAGCCAUCCGAAGAGGAAGAGAUUGUGGACAUGAUGAUGAUGAAACUUUGCAGUCUGUUCGGAAUCAAAUGCAAGAGUAAGCAAGGGGACGACGGCCGCUCUGAGAAGGCCGGACUUUCAUGUGCUUCAAAUAAUGGAAUUGCCACAAUUUCUUCUGUGUGUGUUGACAAGGACUCUUAUGUUCCACUUUAGUCAGCAUUAUUAUAAGGUCUGCUGUAACGUGUGUGCUUUGCUGCUGUUGAAGAUUUUCAUGGUUUGCUUCAUACUGUGCCACUGUGCAAUGUUGUCUACUCUUGUAAGUGCACUAUUUAUUAACUAUAUUCUUCAGAUGUGUGUAAUGUAAGAAAAGCAAAAAUAGUUCGACAAUAUAGCAAUUGACAUGUAUUGUAUACUUUUUAGAUUCUUUUUUAGAUCACCCUGGGGUGUGAUCAGGACUUAAUUGUGUAGAAUAACAUUCUCAAAGAGUGCAACUUUGUGUUUAAAUCAGUGUGACCUUCCUCUAAACGUUCUUGUGAAUCUGGACACCACUAAAGUUGUCACUUCUUCAGGAGAGUAAAAUAUAUUCACCAAUGAU